This is a messenger RNA of Solea senegalensis (Senegalese sole), 6528 nucleotides long. It is a transcript of the gene fancm, whose product is annotated as FA complementation group M. Gene Ontology annotation, biological process: double-strand break repair via synthesis-dependent strand annealing; interstrand cross-link repair; replication fork reversal. The record is from RefSeq and is a predicted model, not a curated record. Gene Ontology annotation, molecular function: 3'-5' DNA helicase activity; four-way junction helicase activity; nuclease activity. NCBI's taxonomy places the organism in Eukaryota, Metazoa, Chordata, Actinopteri, Pleuronectiformes, Soleidae. The coding region runs from base 284 to 6343 and encodes 2019 amino acids. The transcript has 24 exons.
UAUAAGAAAAAAUGCCUAUCUACACAUUAAUUUAAUUUAGGCGCUGUAUAACUUUGUAUAUUGCGACAAACAAAACUGAAACAUAAUUUUAUGAUGUUAACUGAAUUUAACUGCGCAAAGGAAUAUCCGAAAUAGAAGCGUAAUGACGUUUAUGGUGUUUUAUUUUGACAAACGUUACAUGAAUUGACCCGGAAGUAUUCCAGUGUUUUGAGUUUUGCAAUGUUGCUACUGCUGCUCGUCACAUGGCACUUUAUCUCAAAGUUUCUCGCUACAGCUGCAGAUAAUGAACUCUGGUUCAAAUCAGAAGACUUUGUUCCAGACAUGGGGAGCCGCCGUCUCUCAAAGCACAUUUGGCCAACCGAAAAAAGGCGCUAAAGGCGAUAAAGCCGCUGGGCGGCGGAGAAAAAUCCCAAGUACAGGCAGCACAGGUAAGGUGGCUCCAUCACAACCUCCACGUAACCCUCUAUGGAGUGAAACGGGACAUUCGUCAACAUUCACAGCAGAGACCCCAGUGAGGACAGAGGAGCCUGCACCUGCGUUUGAAUAUGAAGAUGAGGAUGAUGAUCUCAUGGUUGUUGCUGUGUACGAGGCUGAAAAGAGCCUGCAAUGUAAUAAUACAAACUUUAUUCAGCAUGACAACCCAGUAGGAGCAGAAAGCAGGGCCCUUUCUCCAGCACUAUCAGGUGCCAGGACAUAUCCUGACCUCCCUGGGUUUGACAGCUCCUCGGCUAAGGUAUGGAUCUACCCCACCAAUUACCCCAUCAGGGAGUACCAGCUGAAGAUGUCAGAGGCUGCUCUGUUCCACAACACACUGGUGUGUCUGCCCACUGGUCUGGGGAAAACCUUUAUAGCCUCCGUGGUCAUGUACAACUUCUACCGCUGGUAUCCGUCAGGGAAGAUUGUUUUCAUGGCUCCCACGAAACCCCUGGUGGCACAACAGAUCGAGGCCUGUUACAAAGUGAUGGGGAUCCCUCAGGCUCACAUGGCUGAGUUGACAGGUAGCACCGCAGCGAAGCAGAGACAGGAGAUAUGGCGGUCCAAGCGUGUCUUCUUCCUUACCCCUCAGGUCAUGGUGAAUGAUUUGUCCAGAGGCACCUGCCCGGCUCAGCAGGUCAAGUGUGUGGUGAUAGAUGAAGCCCAUAAAGCACUGGGCAACCACGCUUACUGUCAGGUGAUUAGACAACUUGGCAGCCAGACUCUGCAAUUCCGCAUCCUGGCUCUGAGUGCAACUCCAGGAGGGGAUGCAAAGGCGGUGCAGUCAGUGAUCUCUAAUUUACUCAUCUCCCACAUUGAGCUGCGUUCAGAGGAAAGCCCUGACAUCCAGGCCCACUCCCACCAGCGCAGCGUGGAGAAAAUGGUUGUUCCUCUGGGGGAGGCCCUUUCUGCUCACCAGGGGCGCUAUCUGCAGGUGCUGGAGAAAUUCAUGUCUCGUCUUGUCCAGAACCGGGUGAUGUCCCACAAAGACCUGAAGACUCUUACCAAAUACCAGCUCAUCCUGGCCAGGGACCAGUUUCGCAAAAACCCACCUCCGCAAAUCAAGGGAGCACAGUUGGGAAUGCUGGAGGGCGACUUUGCCCUCUGCAUCAGUCUGUACCAUGGCUAUGAGCUGCUGAUGCAGAUGGGGCUCCGAUCACUGUUUUUCUACAUCCAGGGAAUCAUGGACGGUUCCAGAGAAAUGUCCAGGGCGAGGAACGAGCUGCAGAGGACGCCCGUCUUCAUGGACCUCUACUGUGAGAUGGAAGCAAUGUUUGUAAAGCCAUCUGCUGGUCCAGAUGAGCCGUUCAUUUACAGUCACCCCAAACUGGAGAAACUGGAGGGGGUCGUACUGCAGCACUUCAGUCUGUGGGCCGAGAGCUCAGCAGACUGUAAUGAAAACACACGCGUGAUGAUAUUUUCAUCUUUCCGGGAAAGCGUUCAGGAGAUCGCAGACAUGUUGAACCGCCAUGCCCCGAUGAUCAAGGUCAUGACCUUCAUGGGCCAGGCCUCAGCUGGGAAGGGGGUCAAAGGGUUCACCCAAAAGGAACAGCUGGAGGUGGUGCACAGGUUCCGGCAGGGAGGCUUUAACACACUGGUGUCGACCUGUGUCGGGGAAGAGGGGUUGGACAUCGGAGAGGUGGACCUUAUUGUCUGCUUUGAUGCGCAGAAGAAUCCGAUUCGCCUUGUGCAGCGGAUGGGACGUACUGGACGUAAGCGCCAGGGACGAAUUGUUGUCAUCCUGGCUGAGGGACGCGAGGAGAGGACGUACAACCAGAGCCAGAGCAACAAGCGGAGUGUGUACAAGUCCAUCAUUGGCAACAGAACUGGGUUCCACAUGUACCCCAGCAGUCCUCGCAUGCUGCCGGAGGGAUUAAACCCCACCUUGCACAAGAUGCACAUUACGUGUGGCCAGUUUGACCAGCGGGAGAACAGAAGGUCGUCCGGUGGAGGUCGGCGGUCCCACUCUGAGGGACGCGUCUCACUCAUCCACCCUCAAAACCUGAUUCGGCAGGGCAGGGCAACGUCGGACGGCUUCCUGAGCAGCGCAGAAUAUUCCACGUGGGCGUCCACCCUGAGACUACAAGAGGAUGACGCUCAUCCGACCCUGAAGCAGUCGCACUUCAUGUCCAUACCCAGCGAAGCACCACCUCAGGAACUUAACAAAAGUGGACGGCCGUCCAGAGAGUUGUCUUUGUGGGAAUGGAGACACUGGCAGCACAAGGUGCUUCCCACUCACACUGUCGAUCAUUCACUCCGCUGCCAGCACUUCGUCAAGGUGAUGGAGCUCAUAGACGACAUGAGAGAGGAAGAUGAGGGGGAGUGCCGCUACGAACGGGAGCUUCGUCCUUAUCUCCGCCGAACCGACGUCGCCGGUCGUGCGAAGAGCGGCGAGAAGACGCAGAAGAGUGCCGCUAAAACAACCAGUAGCAAAACCAAACCGCCUCACUCGACGGCGUCUGCUCUGGGCCGUAUCGCGGAGGAAGCGGACAGGGAAAAGACGCAAAGGAGGAGUUUACUUUCGAUGAUGGCUGUGGCAAAACACACUUGUCCAUCUCCUUGGGAAACUCAAACGGCAUACGACUUUACAGAUUAUCCAGGGCCUGAGGCGUUUUGUCCUCCUUGUCCAAAAAAUGACUCUCCAGAAGCUGGCGGGAACGAUGACUGCGUCAUAAUUAACGAAGAUGUCAUGGAGUCAGAAAAUACAGUCGAGAGAGAGCCUCGUCAAUCUGUCAGUAUUUCACAGCUUGUUCCGAAAAUGGACGAAGACGAAGAUGUUGAAACACAGGCCAUGUUUUAUCUUCCUAAAUGGGAUUCAGUACCACCUCCUCCACCUCCCUCCUCUGCUGACCUCCUGCCAGGGAAAGGCGAGAGCCUGAAGAUCAUCCUGGCCAACGUAGCGGAGCUCCUGUCUCGCUCUCCACUCUCACCUCCUGCAGGUUUAGAGGCGGACGUGGCUGCUCCGUCACUUCCUCCCUCUCACCAGGAGAUCCAUUAUCCAUUCCAGGUCAGCUUUACCCUGGGUGUAGAUGAAGAUGACGAUGAAGAAAUGAUGGCUGAUGACGACGACGACGACGGUGCCUCGCCAAUGAGAGCCUCACGCCAGUCACCUGUGGGUGAAGAGCAAAGCGAAACCUGUCGUGAUUCGGUUCCCGACGUGGCCGCUGACAGUCCGAGCUGGGAUGAGGUUUUCGGGGAUGAGGAAGUAGAUGAUGAUCAUCACGUGAAGGAAGGCAGCGUGGAGGCAGAGAAGAGACAGAACGACGACGGACAAAUGAAGAAGGAGCAUUCAGCGGUCGCAGCCUCUCCGUGCGGCUCUCAAUCAAACGAGAGCAUGGAUCUGUUCGGCGAUGACGAAGCCUUCCUGCAGAUGACCAUCCCAGACGUCUCCACCCCUGGCAUCACACCCAGGAAGUCUGACGUUUCCCCUACCACAGAAAGUAUGUCACAUAACACCUCAAACGCGCAUAAACCGACAAACCCAUGUCGGGUGAUAGCCGAUGAUAACACUCUGAAACAUGAUACACACACAGCAGCACCGCCAUGUAAACCCAUGACAGACUUUUCCAUGACCGAUGAGAUCGGUGAUUGUAAGUCUCCCACGGUCCAACACAAAGCUGAGUCAUUUGAAAGUUCCCGCGAUCUCUUCCCUGUCAACUUUGACCUCGGUUAUUCACUCGAGGAGUCCUCCGAGGAUGAAGCAGACACAGAGUGUGUGGUGACUUCUCCACGGGCUGAAGGGCAGGCAGCUCCUCCAGUGUCUAACUCCUCCACUCCGUUCAACCGCAACACCAGAAUGCCUGAGUCGAAGUUGUCCACGCCGCACAUGUUUUCAGGGCAGAGACAUAAAGACACGUCCCCUCUAACUCUGAUGUCUGAAAGCGGAGCGCUCCCGUCUCCAAUCACAUCAGCGGGAGUGAGGAGGACGCUGCUGCCCGGGCCUCGCACGCCGUCGUUACUCUCCAGCUCGAAGCGGCGGCGACAGACGGGCUGCGAGGAAUCGGUGUGUGUGCCCAAUCCCCCUCCUCGCACAGUAGUGGAGUGCAACAGUGACAGUGAAGAUGACAUUGUGCUUCCUAAAAAGAGACAGAACAUGGUCAACCCGCUGUCAUCUCCUGACGUGUCCAAGAUCAGCGACGUCGACUCGCCGCUGUUUGUGAACAGGAAACGUGCGGCUCCACUCAACACCUCGGAUGAGACGGGAGGCGAGGCCGAUUCUGACGACGAUUUCCAGACCCGGCGUGUGUUCAAACGCAAAAAAAGCACGUCACAGGAAGCCGAGAAGAAACAAGCACCACAGGCCAAAGCCAAGAAAGGGCGUCAGUUCCUGCUCGAGGAGGCGGAGCUGUCGGAGGACACAGGCGGGGCAGAUGUGUCGUCCGACGAAGACGACGACGAGGAGCAGAACCAUUCUCUCGAUGGGUUCGUGAUCGACAACACACACUUCUCCCAGGGACUGAAUGACUCGGAGAUGCAUGGAGUUUACCUGAAGUCUGUGAGAAGCCCUGCGGUCGGUGGCAAGUUCAAAAUGUCUUACAGGAACCAUCGCAGCAACGUCUUUUCCCAGGUGCCUGAGAUGGAUGAAACGUAUGCAGAGGACAGCUUCGUCGUGGGCAGUGAGGUGGAAGAGGCUCAGAGCAGCGAGGAAGAGGCAGAAGACAUUGAACUCAUGCCCGAGGACUCGUAUGUGGACGGUAGGAGACAGUAUGCCACCAGGCGGCGUGUCUUUCUGCACAAGGUCAGAGCAGGAGCCGGGUCCAGUGCCGAGAUCAAUGCGAAAGCUCCAACAGAGCAGAGAGGGGAGGCAAAAAUGAAGGGUAGACGUGUUAUACGCAUCAACGACUCUAGUGAUGAAGAGAAAGAGAGAAGUGUUACAGCAGUGGGGGGUGAUGAGGAAGCACGGUCGGAGCCCAGCAGGCAGCAGACGGGCCCCUCCUCGUCCUCCUCGUCUUCAACCAUAGCAGCGAAGGUCUCGUUGUUGAGCAAAGCACAAAGGAGCUCAGAGGCUGAAGAACAGCAGAGAGAGAGGUGUCGCCAGAGGCUAGAAAAUCAACAUCUCCUCUCUGACCAGCUGGACUUUGUGUCCACAUCCUCCAAGAAUCGGCUCAAGGCCUCGGCUGCCUCUCCCUCAGAGCCUCAGGCCCAGAGGUCAGUCUGUGGGGACGCGUCGGCCGGCGAGUCCACCGCUCCGCCGGCGUCCGUGUGCAUUCUGGUGGACAGCCGCUGCCUCAGUGCCAGCGUCGAUUUGAUGACCAGCCUGCGGCAGCGCCACGCGGCCGCCGUCCACGUCUGCUCCCUGGACGGCAGCUACUUCAUCGUCAGCAACCGCACGGCGGUGGAGAGGCACAGCCAAUCGGAUCUGGCCGCGCAGCAGAACAGGAAGCGCUUGGUGGAAAGGGUGCGCGGCUUACAGCGACUGUUUGAGCGCGUCUGUCUGAUUGUGGAGAAGGACCGAACCAAGCCAGGCGAGGCGGCGCGUCCGUUCCAGCGAACGCGCUACUAUGACAACACAUUGGCCGCGCUGGUGCGGAGCGGCGUUCGCCUGCUGUGGAGCGACGGCACCGAGCAGAGCGCCGGCCUGCUGGCCGACCUGGCGCGCCUGGAGCAGCGUAAAGGUCAGGGCAUCAGUGUGCCGCUGGAGGUCAAAGGGCAGCACAGGGAGCAGGCGCUGCAGCUGUACCUGAGCCUCCCAUCAGUCAGCCACGUCCACGCGCUCAACAUGUGCCACAAUUUCAGCUCAAUCGCCCAACUCAUGAACAGCUCCAUUGAAGCCAUACAGAAAGGAGGAUGUAUGAGUCCGUCCAGAGCCGAGGAGGUUUACCGCUUCCUCCGCUACUCCUGCGACACCUUCCUCAUGAAAACCAGUUAGCGACCUGAGGGAUGUAGACUUCAGGAAUUAAAAUGAGCCAAUGAGAGGUGAAAGUCACUCUGCUUCUAUUUGACGUUUUAUCUUUAUGAUAAGAGAUCGUCAGGAUACUGGUUUGCUCUUUUUGCACAUGACAUAAAAGAGGAAAAUGAACAUAAGGCUAUUUAAAACUAUUUUUUUAUGGAACU